AUGGCUGACCUGGCGCUUUUAGAAGACGCAUAUGCGCCCUUAAGGGAAAGUGUAUUUCAGGAUAGGCGAAAUCUUCCGAAUGAAUCAGAUGAAUGGCUGAUGAGCAGAUUCCGUCCUCCAAGCCAUCUUCUCCUGGAGCUGUGCAAUAACCUGGAGCCCUACCUUCAAUGUGAGACCCGGCAGUCAAGGGCCUUACCUUUUCCAGUCCAGGUUCUCUCCACACUGGGGUUCUUGGCCACUGGAACCUUUCAAAGGGGGAUUGCUGACAGGUCUGGUAUAUCCCAACUCACCAUGAGCCGCAUGCUGUCAUUCGUGCUGGCUGCCAUCAGGACUCUCAUCCCACACUACAUCAAAUUCCAAUAUGACAAUGCCCAGCAAACAAUGACUAAAAGCGGGUUUUAUCAGAUUGCUAGGAUUCCAAAUGUCAAAGGUGCAAUUGACUGUACUCACGUGCGUCUGAAACCACCAUCGGUUAAUGAAUAUGCAUACAUCAACCGCAAAAAUUAUCAUUCAGUCAAUGUGCAACUUAUUUGUAAUGCCAGACUCUGCCUAUUAAAUGCUGUGGCACGAUGGCCUGAAGGCACCCACGAUGCCUUCAUUUUUGAGCACAGCAGCCUGUGCAGACGACUGCAGGAGGGCGCAUUGAGGGGUCAUGGUUAUCUUUUAGGUGACAGAGGUUAUCCUCUUUUGAACUUUUUGAUCACCCCUGUGCCAAACCCUGUGACGCAUCUGGAGCGCAACUUCAACCACAUGCACGCAUGA
Messenger RNA from Misgurnus anguillicaudatus (oriental weatherfish), 762 nucleotides. Lineage: Eukaryota; Metazoa; Chordata; Actinopteri; Cypriniformes; Cobitidae. The record is from RefSeq and is a predicted model, not a curated record.